This is a messenger RNA of Chanos chanos (milkfish), 2934 nucleotides long. RefSeq names its product phosphatidylinositol glycan anchor biosynthesis class G (EMM blood group) (gene pigg). NCBI's taxonomy places the organism in Eukaryota, Metazoa, Chordata, Actinopteri, Gonorynchiformes, Chanidae. The record is from RefSeq and is a predicted model, not a curated record. Gene Ontology annotation, cellular component: endoplasmic reticulum membrane. The transcript has 13 exons. Bases 1 to 2934 code for a protein of 977 amino acids. Gene Ontology annotation, biological process: GPI anchor biosynthetic process.
AUGAGAGUGAGUUCGUCCGUUUUUGCUUCACUUUGUCUCGUAUUUGAAAUAUGUGGCAUCGCUCUUUUCUUAAGAGGGUUUUUCCCAGUCCCCAUCAAAUCAUCCUUCUCAACCAAGAACAGACUGUCUGAUUUUCCGGCUGAACCACUAACAGGAAGUGCACCCAACUCCACCAAAAUCCCAUCACCUUUAUUCAAGAAAGUGGUGAUUGUUCUAAUAGACGCCCUCAGGGAGGACUUUGUGUUUGGGCCCAGUGGAAACAGAUUCAUGACGUAUACUCGACACGUCAUUGAACGUGGAUCUUCGCAUAGCUUUGUAGCCAAGGCCAGAGCACCUACUGUGACCAUGCCCAGAAUAAAGGCCCUCACCACGGGCAGCAUCCCUGGUUUUAUCGACGUGGUGAUGAACCUGAACUCCCCUGCCUUACUGGAGGAUAAUUUCAUCUGGCAGGCCAAGACAGCCGGCAAGAAGAUCAUUUUCUACGGGGAUGACACCUGGGUACGCCUCUUCCCCAAACACUUCAUGGAAUUCGACGGCACUACCUCGUUCUUCGUGUCCGACUACACGGAGGUGGACAAUAACGUCACUCGGCACCUGGACAGCACGCUGAAGAGAGACGACUGGGACAUUCUCAUCCUGCACUAUCUGGGUCUCGACCACAUCGGUCACAUCAGUGGUCCUCACAGCUCCCUUGUCGGACCCAAGCUGCUGGAGAUGGACGACAUUCUGAAGAAGAUCCACGCCUCUCUCAUUGCCAGAGAGACAGAGGGGAGUUUGCCUAACCUGCUGGUCCUGUGUGGGGAUCACGGCAUGUCAGAAACUGGCAGUCACGGCGGAUCCUCAGAACCUGAGAUCAACACUCCACUGGUCCUCAUCAGCCCUGCCUUUAAGAGGAAAGCGGGUUGGGAGAAACCAGGCACUCUGGAGCAGGUUGACCUGGCCCCUACGCUGGCCCUGGCUCUGGGUUUGCCCAUAUCUCAGAACAGCGUUGGUCGGCUCAUCCCUGCCGUUUUUGAAGAGACAUCACUGAGAGAUCAGCUUCGUUACUUCCAUCUGAAUGGCUUUCAGCUCAGUGCCCUGCUCAGAGACAGCACGCCCGACUAUCACAAAGAGGAUGGAUAUGAGCAGUUCCGGGUAGCAGAGAAAUCCCAUGGGAACUGGAUGAAGCUGUAUAUGGAGGGCAAUACGUCUGAAGUGCUGCUGAACAUGGGGAAGAAGGUUCUGAAGCAGUACCUGGAGGCUCUGAAGGCCAUGAGCUCAGCCCUCAGCAGGCAGCUGGGCAAGUACGACAUGUACUCCAUGAUUGUUGGAAUGAUCUUCAUCAUCCAGGUGCUGCUACUACUGCUGCUGGCCAUGCCGGAGGCUCUGAGCGGGCAGGCGCGCGUGGACCUUCCUGUGGCCUCAGCUCUGCUGUCUCUGCCCUUCUACCUCCUCUGCCUCCUCUUCUCCUCGGUGCACGUGCUCGUGUGCACCUCCGCCGGUGGCUCCUGCUACUUCUGCAGCCUGCCCUGGGCUCUGGUGUUUUCCGCCAUUGUCUUCUCCUCGGCGCUGCUGUGCACCCUCGUCGUCAUGGCAACCAGGAGGUUGCCCACGGCCAGCAAGUCGCCCGUUAAGACUUCAGGCUCUGACUGGGCCUUGUCUGAGCUGGAUGCACUGCUGCUGAUAGGAACUGUGGGCCACACUCUAAGUCUGGGGGCAAGCAGCUUUGUGGAGGAGGAGCACCAAACCUGGUACUUCCUUCUCAACACCCUCUGCCUGGCAGUCUUUCAGGAUGUCUGCCGUAAGUACUUCAGAGAGAAGAGAAGCGGAAACUACGGGGCUGACGACAGCCCCCUGCUUCCUUCUAAUAAGGGGAAAGAGGAAUCCUCUUCUCAGGAGACCUCUUUGUUCUCCCCCGUGGCUGAGUUGGGGGUUAGCGCAGGCUCAGAGAAGUGGCUAGCGCUGGCGACUCCUCUCCUCACCUUGGCCUGCUGUCGUCUCCUGCGCUCCCUGAACCAGACAGGCGUGCAGUGGGCGCAUCUACCAGACCUAGGACACUGGCUUAACAGUGCCGAACACAAAGUGGUGUUGUCUUUGCUGUCAGUGGUCGCCUUAAUCCUCAUCUUCAUCCUGGUCCAGCGUCACUGCUCCCUGGUGUCUAAGAUCGCGCUGGCCCUUGGCCUCCUGGGAGUGUACAGUUACCGGGCAGCUGUUGGAAAUGUCCUGUUCCCAUGGCAGCACAGUGGACGCGCAGUGUCAAAGGGGACGGUGGAAGCACGAUUUGUCUACAUCUUCGUCCUUGGCAUUCUCUUCACCGGGGCAAAAGACCUACUACGAUCGCUGGUGGCAUCGACGGAUGGUCGGCUGAAGAGCAGAGGAUUGUGGGAGGUGUACAGCGGCAUGGUUCUGUUGGUGGCACUCCUCUUCAGGGCUCAUAACCUCCCGACACUGGCCUGUUGCUUGUUCGUCCAGACCAUCAUGGCCCAGUUCAUCUGGAAGAAGCUUCAUUACGAUGCUGCUCAAACCACCAUUAUGCACUACUGGUUCGGCCAGGCUUUUUUCUUCUUUCAGGGGAACUCAAACAACAUAGCGACGGUGGACAUCUCCGUGGGCUUUGUGGGCCUGGAGAGCUAUGUUGAGGCCCCAGCCAUCUUCCUGACAGCAUUUAGUACUUACGCUGGCCCACUGCUAUGGGCCUGUCAUCUGGUGUGUUACCUCAGCUCAGAGAGGGACAGAGGCACAGUGGCCCUGGGUCACGGCAGUUACUGCCUCGCUCUGCUGCGUUCGGUACCGGCCGUGGCCUACGCGGUUCUGGUCACGGCUCUGCGUUAUCACCUCUUCAUAUGGAGCGUGUUCUCACCCAAACUCCUGUACGAGGCCAUGCACACGCUGGUCACUGCCGCCGUCUGCCUCUUCUUCACUUUCAUGGACCAUGACCGCUCCAGCAGACCCUGA